CCAAGAAUCGUUUGCUCAACAUGGCACUCUUUGAACGAAACGUCUCCCCAGUUGGGCCGCCUCAAAUCAUCAACGGCUCGUACUUCAUCCCCGCCAAUAAUGGCUCGUACAUCAAUCCCGACUACUGCACGAACAAAAUAUGCCCGUUGGUCUACGGAGAACUUCGCUAUGUGCCUUCAUUUGCCGGAAAUCUGGCCUAUCUCCUCAUCUUUGCUGCCUGUCUACUUGCACAGGUCGUCCUGGGCCUGCUCUUCCGUACUUGGGGUUUUCUGUUUGGGAUGCUGUUCGGUUGCCUGCUGGAAAUCGCCGGCUACGUCGGCCGCCUCUUGCUGCACAGCAAUGACUUUGAUUUCAACUACUUUGUCAUCUAUCUGGUGUGCAUCACCAUUGCGCCUGCCUUCCUCUCUGCCUCCAUCUACCUCAUUCUCUCCCGCCUCGCCGUGAUUUGUGGAAGCAGAGUCGCCCGCUUCUCGCCGAAAACGUAUACGAUUACCUUUGUCUGCUGCGACAUUCUCAGCCUCGCGCUUCAAGCCACGGGUGGAGGUCUGGCGGCAACGUCGAAGACGGGAGAUCGAACUGGCAUCAACAUCAUGAUUUCUGGACUGGCAUUACAGGUCGCCAGCCUGACAAUGUUUGCGGCCCUGGCUGCAGACCUUCUUUGGGCGGCCCGCAAGGCCAGCCCGCGCACCACGAAUCCUGCGUUUCGCUGUUUUCGGCGGAGCACCAUGUUCCGAUUGUUUCCAUAUGCGCUGGCCCUCGCAACAAUCACAAUCUACAUCCGAUGUUGCUACCGUGUCGCGGAACUCGAACAUGGCUUUGGUGGUUCUCUUGCUAAUAAUCAGCCGCUGUUUAUGGUAUUCGAGGGGCCAAUGAUCUUUGUCGCUAUCCUGGCUCUGACGGCAUUUCAUCCCGGUCUGGCCUUUGGCGGUAAAGAAGGCUGGCGGUCGGCUAAUUGGGCGUGGAAGGGGGAAAGUGAUAGUCCCUCCAGCGAAAGCGAGUUGGUUGAAGUGAUGGCGAAGGGUUCUGCUGCCUGAGGACAGCAAAAAUUGAAUAGAGGUUGAUAACGUUUGCCAUUGCGCUGCUCGUUUCCUCAUCGAGUGCUCUUGAUCUCGUUCCCGGCUGGGAUUGACCAACCAGGUAUCGACCCGAGCCAGCCAAUUGCAAGUUCAAAGGCUGGCAGGCUCGCAGGCAACAGCGGAAUUAUUGGGCCGCAGUCAGCUCA
Neohortaea acidophila is the source of this 1222-nucleotide messenger RNA. RefSeq names its product RTA1 like protein-domain-containing protein. NCBI's taxonomy places the organism in Eukaryota, Fungi, Ascomycota, Dothideomycetes, Mycosphaerellales, Teratosphaeriaceae. The transcript is spliced from 3 exons. The record is from RefSeq and is a predicted model, not a curated record. Gene Ontology annotation, cellular component: fungal-type vacuole; plasma membrane. Bases 21 to 1034 code for a protein of 337 amino acids.